AUGUUGGGUGGCUUUUCUAGCAAGAAUGGACCGGCUCUCUUCUCAUUCCCCUCGACACGCUCGGCGCCAUCAACUAUGAAGGACUGGAAAUACUCGUUGAUAGAGGCGAAGCGCAUGUACCUGCAGAAGCAGUACAAGCAGUGUGCAGCCUAUAGCAUGAAGCUUCUGAGCACCGCAAAAGGACCAAUCGAUCCGGUGUGCAAGACCUUCCUCACAUUUUAUGCAGCAAUCUCCUACGAAUUCUUGGGUCGUGCUGCCCAUCUCUACUCCGCAAACAAGGUGGCUCUUCUUCGUCAGGCUUUGGAGAGCUUUGUCGAAUGCGAUGCUGCUCUGCCUCCCCUAGUUAAUCUGCCUCGCCUUGCCAAGCUUGAGGUGCAUGACAUGUCGUGGUCAUCGACUCCAAUUAGUGUGGAUGAAUGUCUUGCCCUUUUUGAACCCCCGAAGGAAGUGCGUUCUGACCGUGACUCGAUUAUGGAUAACAUCACUCGCAUGAUUGAUGUGACUAUUUCGCGACUGGAUGAUCCUUUUGUGGAUGGUUUUGAUGAACUUGAUGAGUUCGUGCUAUCUUGCUCCCCGUCGCGCAUCCCUAGGCCUAUCCAGGACCGGUCCAAGGAAGACCUUCUGGCGCCUAGUCCUCUCCGCAUCCGCAAGUUCUCAGACGAGAAACCUCUUAAGGAAAAGAUCGCUGAGAAGAAGGUCUCUGAGAAGAAGGUCGCCAACAAUAGCUCGCCCAAGAAAUCUCCCAAGAAGUCUACCCAAAACACUGUCAGGCUUUCAAUGUCUGGAGAUGAGAACAAUAGCAGUGGCAGAUUCCGCCCCCCAAGACUGCCACUCAAGGUUAUCCCGUCUUCUCGACUCAAUGCCAACAUGUCUGGACUGCCCUCGCCCAAGUCUGAGCUCUCUAGUCCAGUCUCGCCCUCCCUCCUUUUCUCCCCCAUUGUCACGGGAUUCCCUACCCCAGACUCCACGCCACCAAAGGUGACAACAAUUCCCAUCGAAAACCUCUCGCCCACUCGCGCCGCCCAAAUUUUCCGUUCAAACCGUGGCAUUGCGUUCCUCCACGAGCUGGUUACAUCUAGCAUCUACAGCAUCCGACAGCAGAUUCAACAAGUUAAGCAGUUCCAGGAAGUCCGCCGUGCCCGCAAUUUCCAACGUGCUUCCUCCUGGACCUUUGACGCCAUCCUCGCUGAGAAAAAGGAUAGCGACUCCGACGCCAAUCAGGGUUAUGAGCCAAUAAUGGACGAGUUUGGUCAUAUUAUGUUUAAAGAAACGAUGGAUGAACGCAUCAUUCGUCUCCGGGCUGAGGGUUGGGAGAUGGUUGGAUUGCGGUCGCCUCGGAGCACAUGGAAGGGGGCGCGAUACUACCAGGAAUUCUGUGCUAUGGUCAUGAACGAGCGAGACCUGGACUCGUGA
Molecule: messenger RNA, 1413 nt
Organism: Penicillium odoratum
Lineage: Eukaryota; Fungi; Ascomycota; Eurotiomycetes; Eurotiales; Aspergillaceae
Exons: 2
Coding region: 1-1413 (470 amino acids)
Source: RefSeq, a predicted model, not a curated record